This is a messenger RNA of Pipistrellus nathusii (Nathusius's pipistrelle), 1200 nucleotides long. Lineage: Eukaryota; Metazoa; Chordata; Mammalia; Chiroptera; Vespertilionidae. The record is from the annotation of a GenBank genome assembly.
AUGGCCAGCUACCCCGAGCCCGAGGGCGCCGCGGGGGCCCUGCUGGCCCCGGACGCCGCCCGCGCGGCCAAGGAGCCCGAGGCGCCGGCCUCGCCGAGCCCGAGCAAGGGCUGCAGCGGAGGAGGCGGCGGCGGCGGCGCCGGGACCGCAGCCCCGGAGAAGCCCGACCCCGCGCAGAAGCCCCCGUACUCCUACGUGGCGCUCAUCGCCAUGGCGAUCCGCGAGAGCGCCGAGAAGCGGCUCACGCUGUCCGGCAUCUACCAGUACAUCAUCGCCAAGUUCCCCUUCUACGAGAAGAACAAGAAGGGCUGGCAGAACAGCAUCCGCCACAACCUCAGCCUCAACGAGUGCUUCAUCAAGGUGCCGCGCGAGGGCGGCGGCGAGCGCAAGGGCAACUACUGGACGCUGGACCCGGCCUGCGAGGACAUGUUCGAGAAGGGCAACUACCGGCGCCGCCGCCGCAUGAAGCGGCCCUUCCGGCCGCCGCCGCCGCCCGCGCACUUCCCGCCCGGGAAGGGGCUCUUCGGGGCCGGCGGCGGCGGCGGCGGCAUGGCGGGCGCGGGGGCCGACGGCUACGGCUACCUGGCGCCCCCCAAGUACCUGCAGUCCGGCUUCCUCAACAGCUCGUGGCCGCUCCCGCAGCCGCCCUCGCCCAUGCCCUACGCCUCCUGCCAGAUGGCGGCGGCGGCCGCGGCGGCGGCGGCGGCUGCAGCGGCGGCGGCGGCCGGGGGCCCGGGGAGUCCCGGCGCGGCCGCCGCGGUGGUCAAGGGGCUGGCGGGCCCGGCCGCCGCCGCCGCCUCGUACGGGCCGGCGUACUCCCGCGUGCAGAGCAUGGCGCUGCCCCCGGGCGUGGUGAACUCCUACAACGGCCUCGGGGGCCCGCCCGCCGCGCCCCCGCCGCCGCCGCCGCCGCCGCACCCGCACUCGCACCCGCACGCGCACCAUCUCCACGCGGCCGCCGCCGCCGCGCCCCCGCCGGUCCCGCCGCCGCCGCACCACGGCGCCGCCGCCGCGCCGCCCCCGGGCCCGCUCAGCCCGGCCAGCCCGGCCGCCGCCGCGCCCCCGGCGCCCGCGCCCCCCAGCGCGCCCGGCCUGCAGUUCGCCUGCGCCCGGCAGCCCGAGCUCGCCAUGAUGCAUUGCUCCUACUGGGACCACCACGACAGCAAGACCGGCGCGCUGCACUCGCGCCUGGAUCUCUGA